GCGGACGGUGCUGAAAGCUAGCUCCCCAGUCCCCGCCGACCCACCGGAGGAGCUUCGGCCUCGCCAUGGUGUCCUGGAUCAUCUCCCGGCUGGUGGUGCUAGUUUUUGGCACCCUGUACCCUGCAUAUUCUUCUUAUAAAGCUGUGAAGACGAAAAAUGUGAAGGAAUAUGUGAAGUGGAUGAUGUACUGGAUUGUAUUUGCCUUCUUCACCACGGCAGAGACACUGACAGACAUCAUUCUCUCUUGGUUUCCCUUUUAUUUCGAGUUGAAAAUCGCAUUUGUGAUCUGGCUGCUCUCCCCUUACACCAAGGGCUCCAGCGUCCUCUACAGGAAGUUUGUUCACCCAACGCUCUCCAAUAAGGAGAAGGAAAUUGACGAGUAUAUCAGCCAGGCCCGUGACAAGAGUUAUGAAACUAUGAUGCGAGUUGGCAAACGAGGAUUAAAUUUGGCAGCAAAUGCAGCAGUUACUGCAGCUGCAAAGGGCCAAGGCGUUUUAUCUGAAAAACUACGGAGCUUCAGCAUGCAGGACUUGACUUUGAUUCGAGACGAUGACACCGUGCAUUUGCGGAGCCCUGAGCCACGUACGCGUACCUCUGCUGCCGGCCUUCUUGAAACUGUUGAAGAUUCAGGUGCGUCUUGCUAUUCUUCAUCAGAGGAGAUGACACUAACUCAGAGACAUAAUGGAGCCCAGUCUGAUGCCAGAACAGACCCAUCAGAUGAUGAUACAGGAGACAAAGUUCCUAAAAGGACCCAGAGUCUUAAAGCUCCUAAGAAAGUGACAAAGACUGAGCCCCCACAAAAAACUGUGAAAGCCCGCCCUAAGAAGAAAGUUACACCCUCUAGUACUGCUGGCGAGUCAGCCUAAGGACACCCCAGCCUGUCUGUCCCAGGGCUCUUCUGUCAUUUUGAGGGGCGCUCUCCAAGGAAAGGGAGCUGAGAUCAUGUACAUAACAGCUACUGCUUUGUAGAGCUCAUUCCAAGGCGAGGGUGACUGAAAUUUGGCACAAAGAUCAGAGGAUGGCCAUCCUCAGGAAUUAUUUACUCUUCAUCACUGUGAUGGAGAUAAUGCUAAUCUGUUUGUACAUAGCCUGUUGCUUUGGGAUUCCCUCUCUGUGUGUAACCCUAAUAGGGAAACUCCUUGCUGGAACAACUCUUUAAUCAGGGUUAGAGCCGUCUUUGGCAGAGAGGCUGGAAAAAAAAAUCAAGACUGGUGCCACUGAUAUUCUAAUUGGAGGUGGGGAUCUUCCCAUAAUAUUUCAGCAUUUCACUGGAUGUCAUGCUGUAGCUGCUGUGGGAAAUUGUUAGGAAGUGCCUGAAGCGAAGUGACUGGUACUGGAAACUGGGUCAUCCAAACUUGUAUUGGCAGGAGAAAGAGACAGAAGUGAUGGUUUGUUUGGUGCUUUGCAACAUGGGCAAUGGGACACUUGUGAUGACAGUGGGAUUGGGUAAGGUAUUUUUUUCCGGGGGGGGGGGUUACAGAUGUUUUGGGGAGGGGCUGAAGGCAAGAAAGCAAGUGGCUGGCUUCUUUACCAGUAUCUGGUUCCUGUUUCUAAGCAGCCUCUUUUGCUUGAGUGGAAGUGUUGUGACUCUGCUGGUGGUAGGUGUUGGGAAGGUAGAAAUGUUUGCAUGUGGGGUUUUUCCCAAGUAGAAUUAAAGUCAGGGAGUGAGAUGCAAAUGUAGAUGAAUGGCUAGGAAAGCCAUAUGUUGGGGGCAGGGCAGGCUGUGUGCGGAUGCCUGAGCACUUAUCAGUCAGUAUCUUUCCAAAGAGUUGGAAUCCUGAAUAGUCACUGUUUAGCAACCAAGCCUUUUGGCCCCUAUUUCAGAGUUGCCUUUAUAUUUUAGAUUUUACAGGUCAGUCUGUUUUCUGUAAGAACUUUUCCAGAAAGGCAUGUGCGUGGAAGAAGUUGGAGGGUAGAUAGCUGGAUGGUACCCAAGUUUCUGCUGUGUAAACUAUGCUUUAUUUGCACUGAGAAUAUAAGGCUGGAGCUUGAUCAGUGUAGUCUGGUGGGUAGGCAAAAAUAGCAACCCUUUUUGUAGCUUUUCUGAGUGGAGUCUUAUAAGUAGGGAAGUGAUAGGGACAUUCCUAAUGAUUCUGUGGGUGGACAAUGGAUGAGGUUAUGUAACACUCAGGAACUACCCAUUUGUACCACUGCUAUCUUCCACACACACACUGCUAACUCUGGUUACUUUUUAGAGGCAAUAACAUGUGGUAUAUGAGGCCACCUAGUGUUUUGUGAAAAUCAGAGCAGGCUUUUGUGCAGUACUCCAAUCAAAUGAAUGAAUGAAUCCUGAAAAACUUUUCUGUUCCAAACUUUUCUGUUCCAGCUUUAACAUAGCUAGAUAUGAGUAUCUUCAUCUAGGACUAUAGUGCAGGAAUAUUGAAGCAACUAAUAUAUUGAUCAAACUUGCUAUUUUCUAGGCUAGCCCUUAAGAUUAAUUCUUUUCUGAAUAUGUGCCAAAGCCGCCAGCCUUUUAAAAGGUGGAGCAAAUAUAUGAGAUUUCAACACUAUAGAAACCAGGUUUCAGUAACCCUCACUUGCUUUAGGUUUAUUCACAAGACUGUGGAAGUGGGUGGCAGUGUGAGCUGAGUUUGGGUGUGCGACAAAAGGUCUUGCAACUGCUUCACUGUGUGGUUUAAAUCAUUUCCCCCCAGCAUGGGCUGACAUUUACUGCUUCCUAAAAAUAUUUGCUCAGAAGUAAAGCUCUUCUGAGUUCAGCAGGACUUCCUUUAAGCUAACUCUCUUACUUCGUAUAGUUACAGAGUAGGGAGGACCUAUCAUUAAGAUUACAUUGGCAUUUCUGUUCAUUCUCUUACAAAUCAGUUACACAUUUGCAAUUGUGUGUUGCACUUCUAUCUUAGACACCUGGCAGUUCAGCCUCUGCAAGAACAAAGAGAAGGAAUGAUUCUCAUUUUUGCCAUUCUUUUUAUUUUGCAGCAGCAGCUGUUUAAUGCCAAAGACUUGGCAAAUGACAGAAGACAUUUCAUAAUUUGUCAGGCAUGCAACCCUAAAUCUCAGAUUAGCCUUUUAGUAGUUGGAAGAUGACUUUCGUUUGCUGAGUGUGAGAAUGUAUAAACACAUUGUACGUUUUACACAGCUGAUCACUUUUUCCUAGUACUGUGCAAUUUUUCUGAAGUGGUUUUGUUUGAAUUGGCAGUUACAUACAGAACAGCUCCACUUAUAUUUAGAAGAUGAUUGUGGGGGGGGAGUGCAUUUGGAUGCUGGCUUGGCUGUAAGUGAGGCCUUUAUAUUCUGCCAUAUUAGAAUAGGGAGGACAUUCUGCUCCAUAGUGAAAGUAGCACUACUUUAUCAAAUUGCUGUUUAUGUUUAACAACACAUUGUGGCUUUUGUUUGUACAUAUGCCUUGCGUUUUUCACAGCACGUAUAUUAGAGUCUUCCAAGAGUCCUGUGUGAGGCAGUCAUUUUGCAUAGAAAUUGAUGAGCGAGGAUCAUGGUUAGCAAUACUUUCUUAGAUGAAUACAAGGUAUUUUAGCAGUGACCAUCAGCUGUGCUUUUAGGGAGGUGCAAGGCCCUAAAGU
Molecule: messenger RNA, 3539 nt
Organism: Elgaria multicarinata webbii
Lineage: Eukaryota; Metazoa; Chordata; Lepidosauria; Squamata; Anguidae
Gene: REEP2
Product: receptor accessory protein 2
Exons: 8
Coding region: 66-866 (266 amino acids)
Cellular component (GO): cytoplasmic microtubule; endoplasmic reticulum membrane
Molecular function (GO): microtubule binding; taste receptor binding
Source: RefSeq, a predicted model, not a curated record